Molecule: messenger RNA, 2044 nt
Organism: Papilio machaon (common yellow swallowtail)
Lineage: Eukaryota; Metazoa; Arthropoda; Insecta; Lepidoptera; Papilionidae
Gene: Bmcp
Product: mitochondrial uncoupling protein Bmcp
Exons: 6
Coding region: 247-1128 (293 amino acids)
Biological process (GO): transmembrane transport
Source: RefSeq, a predicted model, not a curated record
UUGAUAAAGUGACAGACUGAUUUUUGAAUGUCGCUCGAUAAGAAAUUCUUGCGGGUUAAGGUAUUUAAUGUGUUCAUCAUAUUCUCAGAAUGGAGUAAUAUUUGGUGUUGAUGAUGAAAGUAAUCACACUAAUUAAAAUUCUCACGUAGCCGGAUAAAGAUAACCUCAGUGUUAAAACCCGGAUACUGGUAACUGUAAACAAGUUGGCCGCUUGAAGAAUUUAGUGUGCAAAUAGUUUCGCAUGUGAUGGGAGAUAGAGAUUGGAGACCGUUUAUUUAUGGCGGCUUGGCCUCGAUCGUGGCGGAGUUUGGUACAUUUCCAAUUGACACAACAAAAACCCGUCUCCAGAUCCAGGGUCAGAAGAUAGAUCCUCGACAUGUGGAGCUCCGCUACACCGGCAUGGUGGACUGCUUUGUGAAGACUUCCAGGCAGGAAGGAAUCAAGGCAUUGUAUUGUGGAAUAUGGCCGGCGGUGCUGCGGCAGGCGACGUACGGCACGAUCAAGUUCGGGACGUACUACUCGCUGAAGAAGGCGCUGGGCGCGCGGCGCUCGGACGGCGGCGCGGCCGAGCACCUGCCCACCGACACGCUGUGCGCGGCGCUCGCCGGCGGCCUCUCCAGCGCCAUCGCCAACCCCACCGACGUCCUCAAAGUGCGCAUGCAGGUGGGCGACGAGAAGCGCAACCUGGUGCGGUGCUUCGUGUCCAUCUACCGCGCGGAGGGCGUGGCGGGGCUGUGGCGCGGCGUGGGGCCGACGUCGCAGCGCGCGGCGCUCAUCGCGGCCGUGGAGCUGCCCGUGUACGACGCGUGCAAGCGCCGUCUGCAGCCCGCGCUGGGCGACGCGCCGCUCAACCACCUCGCCUCCAGCCUGCUGGCCAGCCUCGGCAGCGCCGUCGCCAGCACGCCGCUCGACGUCGUGCGGACGCGGCUAAUGAACCAAAGAAACGUGAAAGACUCGCGGGGGCCGGCGCAGAGAAUAUAUCGGGGCACUAUCGACUGUUUCGUUCAGACGGUUCGCAACGAGGGUUUCCUGGCGCUGUACAAGGGGUUCGUGCCGACGUGGCUGCGCAUGGGACCCUGGAACAUCAUCUUCUUCCUCACGUACGAGCAGCUGAAGCAGUUCUACUGAGCGCGCCGCGUCUCUCGCCUCCUCGGCGCCUGGCUACCUGCUUACAAGAUACAAAGGUCGGCAUGGCGCUCGUGUCGGCUACACUAGCGCCAUGCGGCAGAGAACCGACAUUGUGAUGUCGGCUUUCAGAGCCUUGCUUUAUUCACAUAGAAUCUGCGUAAUUAUAGCCAUUGAAGCACAACAAUGGGAUUUUCUUGUGUAAUGUGGAGAUGUAUCUGUUAUUUUGAUAGAUGGAGGUGUAACGUUUGUAUGAAAAACUUUCCACAGUCGCGAUAAAACAAGGUAAAGUGAUUCUAACAUAUUGAAGUUUGUUAUAUAUUGUAAAAAAUGUAUAUUACGAUCUUUCAUAUAAAUAAAUGAAAAUGAAAUAUAAAACGGCUCACAAACACUGUGUCCGCAAAGAGUAGUUUCGAGCAGUCGGGACAGAACUCCUAGAACUCCUAGGCGAGUUCAAGGAGGGUGCGUGUAACUUACGUUGGUAACUACGUCGCCAACAAGUACUACGUCCAUGAUAACGUCUGCAGUCUGUGCAGUGCUUUCGUUGUUUUGUCGUUAAGAAGAGUCCUCGUUUAGGCAAGAAAUUACUUGUUCUACAUGUUUAUGUAACUUUCGAGACAUGAAGUUACUCUCCCAGGUCAACACUUUUACCUAAUCGAAUCAUUUUGAGUUUUAACCGUUUUAUAUUUCGUUAAAAAACUGUUUAAUUUAAAAUAAUUUCAAGUUAUUUUGUCUCACUCUUUUCUGCGACAUCAUUAGAGUAAGUUUACAGGUACAUAGUACCAACUAUAUAUUAAGGACACUUCUUUGAGUAAACACUAUGUAUAUUAUUAGUACAUAGAGAUAUAGUGUACACUGCAAUACCCUUUUUUAUAAUUCUCAACUGUUUUUGAUGUGAAACAUCUAUAGGAUCACUUGU